AUGUCAUCAACUAUGCAUAUUGUUGCUCUGAUAGAUAAAAAAUCACGGCAGAAUGGUAUGGAAUAUGGAAUUGGACGUUAUCGAUUUGAAGAAAAUCAAUUCGGUACAAUUCGUUAUAAAAUAUCACCAAGUGCUAGGCAAACAAAAUAUUGUCUUCCAUUCUCUGAAGGUGAUGUUGUUACAAUGGUAGGAAAAUUUUCCUAUGAAAUUGUAGAUAAAAUAGAAUGUUUUACGGUACG
Molecule: messenger RNA, 239 nt
Organism: Scutellospora calospora
Lineage: Eukaryota; Fungi; Glomeromycota; Glomeromycetes; Diversisporales; Gigasporaceae
Source: the annotation of a GenBank genome assembly